AUGUUUUCAACCAAUUUAGAGCCGGUUCAUAUCUGCUUUGAAGAUGCAAUGAUAACCGGAGAUGAAAUCACAGAAAUUUUGGCGUUUCUUCAAUCAAGCGAUUUGGACAAAUCAAGUGGUUCAAACGAGUUGGUAGAACCAGUUGAUGAGAAGAAGAGAAGACGGACGAUGUCAAAUCGGGAAUCAGCAAAGAGAUCGAGGUUGAGAAAGAAGAGACGCUUUGAGGACUUAACGGAAGAGGUAAACCGGCUAAACCUAAAGAACCAAGAGCUGAAAAACCGACUGGCCAAUGUUUUAAGGAGUGGUAAUUUCAUAUCAAGGGAGAACAACCGAUUGAAAACCGAAUCGGUUUGCCUUGAAAUCAGGCUUGUUGAGUUGUACCGGUUUUUAGUGGCCAUGCAAUCACUAACCUCAACGAGGUUAAGUUAUAUCACAGAGUUCGAGAUUUAA
This is a messenger RNA of Eutrema salsugineum, 450 nucleotides long. Its product is annotated as basic leucine zipper 4. Gene Ontology annotation, cellular component: nucleus. Gene Ontology annotation, molecular function: transcription cis-regulatory region binding; DNA-binding transcription factor activity. The record is from RefSeq and is a predicted model, not a curated record. Gene Ontology annotation, biological process: positive regulation of DNA-templated transcription. Lineage: Eukaryota; Viridiplantae; Streptophyta; Magnoliopsida; Brassicales; Brassicaceae. Bases 1 to 450 code for a protein of 149 amino acids. The transcript has a single exon.